AUGCCGUUCCACCCGGUGACGGCGGCUUUGAUGUACCGGGGGAUCUACACCCUCCCCGAGACCGCCCCCGAGCAGCGCCCGGCGGAGAUCCCCGAGGACGAGCUGGAGGAGAUCCGCGAAGCCUUCAAGGUGUUCGACCGGGAUGGCAACGGCUUCAUCUCCAAGCAGGAGCUGGGCACGGCCAUGCGCUCCCUGGGCUACAUGCCCAACGAGGUGGAGCUGGAAGUCAUCAUCCAGCGCCUCGACAUGGACGGCGACGGGCAGGUGGACUUCGAGGAGUUUGUGACGUUACUGGGGCCCAAGCUGUCCACCUCGGGCAUCCCGGAGAAGUUCCACGGCACGGACUUCGACACCGUCUUCUGGAAGUGCGACAUGCAGAAGCUGACGGUGGACGAGCUGAAGCGGCUGCUGUACGACACCUUCUGCGAGCACCUCUCCAUGAAGGACAUCGAGAACAUCAUCAUGACGGAGGAGGAGAGCCACAUGGGCACGGCCGAGGAGUGCCCCGUCGACGUGGAGACCUGCUCCAGCCAACAGAUCCGGCAGACCUGCGUGCGGAAGAGCCUCAUCUGCGCCUUCGCCAUCGCCUUCAUCAUCAGCGUGAUGCUCAUCGCCGCCAACCAGGUGCUGCGCAGCGGCAUGAAGUAG
Gavia stellata (red-throated loon) is the source of this 648-nucleotide messenger RNA. It is a transcript of the gene CABP7, whose product is annotated as calcium binding protein 7. The transcript has 5 exons. Lineage: Eukaryota; Metazoa; Chordata; Aves; Gaviiformes; Gaviidae. Gene Ontology annotation, molecular function: calcium ion binding. The coding region runs from base 1 to 648 and encodes 215 amino acids. The record is from RefSeq and is a predicted model, not a curated record.